Molecule: messenger RNA, 1603 nt
Organism: Capsella rubella
Lineage: Eukaryota; Viridiplantae; Streptophyta; Magnoliopsida; Brassicales; Brassicaceae
Product: aminoacylase-1
Exons: 5
Coding region: 68-1387 (439 amino acids)
Biological process (GO): amino acid metabolic process
Cellular component (GO): cytoplasm
Molecular function (GO): aminoacylase activity
Source: RefSeq, a predicted model, not a curated record
AAUAGCGAUUGUUCCUCCCCAAAUAAGGGCACACGAGACGAUUCUUCCAGUUUCCUCACUUCCCCCUAUGGCCGCCAUGAAUCUUCUUCUUCUUCCCCUUCUCCUUGUUCUCCAUCUAUGCCUCCUUUCUGCGGUGGCCGGCGACGAUGCGCCCGUCUCCAGAUUCCAGGAGUAUCUCCGAAUCAACACGGUUCAGCCCAACCCGGAUUACUACAAAGCCGUUGACUUUAUAAUCUCUCAGGCGAAACCACUCUCCCUCGAAUCUCAGACGAUCGAGCAUGUCAAGGGGAAGCCACUUCUCCUCCUCAAAUGGGUCGGCUCCGACCCAACCCUACCUGCCAUUCUCCUCAACUCCCACACCGAUGUCGUUCCCUUCGAGGACUCCAAGUGGACCCACCAUCCUCUCCUUGCUCACAUCGACCAUACUUCCGGCAACAUCUAUGCCAGGGGUUCCCAGGACAUGAAGUGCGUCGGGAUGCAAUACCUCGAGGCCAUUCGCAAGCUCCAGGCUUCCGGCUUCCACCCUCUCCGUUCCGUCUACCUCUCCUUCGUCCCCGAUGAAGAGAUCGGCGGCCACGAUGGCGCUGAAAAGUUCGUCGAUUCCAACUUCUUCAAGAGCUUGAACAUCGCAAUCGCGCUCGACGAAGGCCUGCCAUCGCCUACUGAGAGUUACAGAGUAUUCUAUGGAGAGAGGAGUCCCUGGUGGUUGGUGAUUAAGGCUAAAGGUCCACCUGGCCAUGGUGCCAAGCUCUAUGAUCACUCUGCCAUGGAGAACCUCCUCAAAAGCAUUGAGAGUAUUCGCAGAUUCAGAGCUUCCCAGUUUGAUCUGCUCAAAGCUGGUGGCACCGCUGAAGGCGAUGUCGUCUCCGUUAACAUGGCCUUCCUCAAGGCUGGCACACCUUCUCCAACUGGUUUCGUGAUGAAUCUGCAGCCAUCUGAGGCAGAAGCUGGUUUCGACAUUCGUGUUCCACCCAGCGUUGAUGCUGAAGUACUCGAAAGACGCUUGGUGGAAGAAUGGGCUCCAGCAUCGCGAAACAUGUCCUUUGAGCUGGGGCAGUUCAAGCAGAAGGUUACUGGGAAGCAGUUCCUCACAGCCGCAGAUGAUUCAAAUCCGUGGUGGGGGCUCUUGGAAACUGCUGUUAAGGAAGCCGGCGGUAGGACCAGUAAGCCUGAGAUUUUCCCUGCGUCAACAGAUGCUCGCUACUUUCGCAAGGCUGGCGUGCCUGCGUUUGGGUUCUCUCCCAUAUCAAACACCCCGAGUUUGCUUCAUGACCACAAUGAGUAUCUGGGCAAAGCUGAGUACUUGAAGGGCAUUGACGUGUAUGUUUCAAUCAUCAAAGCUUAUGCAUCUUAUGAAGGCAAAAGUGGUUCACGAGAUGAGUUAUGAAGUGUCUCUAAUUCAGGUCUUGCUGUAGCAAAUGUGUCAAAUCGCGUACAAGGCUGUGAUUUCAAGAAACAGUUUGCAAACAAGAUUUGGUCAUUCUUGAUUUCUCCUAGUUUUCUCAACUAUUAUUGUGAUUGUGGUGCUUCGUCACCAGCUUCCCACUCAAACUUAUGUAUUCUGUCUCGCUGCUAAACUCAGUAUCAUGUCUAUCGAUAUCAA